Molecule: messenger RNA, 1138 nt
Organism: Olea europaea var. sylvestris
Lineage: Eukaryota; Viridiplantae; Streptophyta; Magnoliopsida; Lamiales; Oleaceae
Product: U-box domain-containing protein 21-like
Exons: 1
Biological process (GO): protein ubiquitination
Molecular function (GO): ubiquitin protein ligase activity
Source: RefSeq, a predicted model, not a curated record
UUCCUACGUCUGUCUGCUUUUGACCCUCCAAAAUCCCAUAUCCCCUCCUCAUAUAUAUCACUGUUAUCACAUGAACAAACAUUCUAUAUCCCAAAAUCCCUUCAAGUUCUACACUUUUUGCAACUACAUAUCUAUACAAAUUACACAAGAUUAUUAGUUAUUUGGUAUCUUUCUCUUUGAAUAGCGAUUCGAUUCGAUUCAAUUCGAAAAAGGUUUCAUAUUUAGAGAUAUUAUGAGUAUGAUUUUCUCGUGGAGGAGGAGGAGAGCCGGCCGUGCCCGUGCCCGUGCCCGUGCCCGAAAGGAUGAGUUUCCGGAUAUGGAACUCUCCAUUCCGACUCAUUUUCGCUGCCCAAUUUCGCUCGAUCUAAUGAAAGAUCCAGUUACAUUGUCUACUGGGAUAACGUAUGAUCGAGAAAGUAUCGAGAAGUGGAUUGAUGCCGGGAACAUAACGUGCCCGGUGACCAAUCAAGUGCUAAGGAGCUUUGAUCAAAUCCCGAAUCAUGCCAUAAGGAAGAUGAUUCAAGAUUGGUGUGUGGAGAACAAAUCUUAUGGCAUUGAAAGAAUACCAACUCCUCGAAUUCCGAUUACCCCAUACGAUGUUUCAGAGAUUUGCUCAACAAUAGAGGCUGCAACGCAGCAUCGAGAUGCAAAAAAGUGCCUAGAUUUGCUUAGAAAGAUGAAGAAUUUGGCCAAAGAAAGUGAACGUAACAAGCGUUGUAUCGUGCAGAAUGGAGCUGGUUGUUCAUUAGCAGCUUGUUUCGAGCUUUUCGCGAGUUUUUCAACAGAAGAAUUCACUGACUUAUUGAAGGAAAUUUUGUCUGCACUCACAUGGACAUUCCCACUAGGCGAAAAAGGCAAAUCUAAGCUGGGAUCAGCAAUUUCUCUUCGCUGUAUUUCAUUGUUUUUGAAAGGGGAUGACCUUUCUUCAAGAAAACAUGCAGUUCUAGUCUUGAAAGAACUGAUUUCAGAAGAUCAAGAUUUAGUUAACAGGCUAAUGGAAAUUGAAGGCAUUGUGGAAGCAUUGUUUCAGGUUGUGAAAGUACCAAUUUGCCCUACAGUUACAAAGGCAAGUCUAGUGGUUAUCUACCAUAUGACAAUAUCGGAAAACGGUGAAAUUAUCACAUUAAAGUUUGUGGAC